Messenger RNA from Dimorphilus gyrociliatus, 2323 nucleotides. The record is from the annotation of a GenBank genome assembly. Lineage: Eukaryota; Metazoa; Annelida; Polychaeta; Dinophilidae.
UAUGGCAGAUAUUAGUCCUCACAUUCAGCCUAAAAGCGAAAUUAAGCAUUUGAAAGAUUUUGAUCCUCCAAAAAUAGCUGAAGAGCUUCUAAAAAUAAAACGAGAAUCAAAAGAACGAUUGCAUUAUUCAGAAACGUUAAAUUCCCUACUCUCCCUCUACGAUGUCGACUUCGUUAAGAAACUACAAUCAGCUCAUUGUCAAAGCUCCUAUGAUUCAAUAUUUUUAGAUGGACCAGAAAUAGAUGCUUUUAUCGUUUUGUUGAACAAUAGCUCAACCGGAACAAUGUUCAAAAGAUUAAAAUGUGCUUCUCUGUUAGAAAAAUUUACAGAACAAAAAAAGAUUACUAAUUUACUAGAAAGUAUUGUCAACAGUCCAAACGAUAUUCAAGAUUGUGUAAUAAAUCUUAUAGGAUCGUUUACAUCCCGAAUGGCAAAUCUUCAAAAGAGAGAAUUAUCCGAUCUUUUUGUUCCUUCAAAUCUUGUUCCUAAAGUAUGUUCAUCUAUAUUAAUAGUUAUAAAACAGGGUGUUGAAAGUAUUAAAAAUAGUAAAGAUUUUCAAAUUCGAGCAGUUACAAGAUUAUUAGGUAAACUGUGUGUUAUAGGAUACGGAGACUAUGUUUGGAAGACUAUUUUACCUACUUUUGUUUCAAAGGCUGAUGAUGGCAUCUGGAAUCGAAUAAAUUAUAAAUUAUUAUCAACUUUACAGUUUUCCCAACAGGAAAGCUUUAUUGUCUCUCUUCUAAAGAAUGUAAGAAAUGAGCGCCUUUUCUCAAGUUUUCUAGUUAAUAGUGCUCUGGAAAAUACCUCAUUAAAGAAUUUGCUAACAGUAAAAUUACUACUACAUCGAAGUGACCUUUCGCUCACUUCGCUGAAUGUGCUAAUCUCUCACUUUACAACAUCACCUGCCAGGCUCACUCUAUUUAAAGAUGCUGUUAAUAACUUACUCCGAAUAUGGUCAGAUGCUAGCGCUUUACGUCAUUCAACGAUUCAUCAAAGAUUCUAUAUAACCAGAGCCCUAGUCAUUUGCGCCAUAAAUUGUCCUCAACAAGAGUAUUUUGACAGCAAAGCAUUAUUACAAGGCGUAGAAAUUCAUCUCGCUAUCGAAGAUAAUGACCUUAGAACUAUGGGAAUGUGUUGUGGAGAAAUUCUAACGAGUAAACUUAAAGUUUCCACUGAUAAACUGGAAUUUGAAUAUUCAGAUAAUGAAUAUACAUUAGAGCUAAAGAAUCUUGAGGAGAAGUUAGCUAAGAAUGAAGAAGAUAUUGCAGAGAUAAUAAAAAAUCUUAAAGUUGAAGAAGAAGUUGAAACUGAAGCAAAUAUAAACUCUGAAGAUUUGGAUAGUGAUGAUGAUUUGCCAGCAUAUGAUCAAUCUAAUGACCUUCCGAAACGAUCUAACAAAGUACCCCACUACCUACGCGAUUGCUUAGAUGGUUUGAUACAGACACAAGAUGUCGAACUUACAAACACGUGCCUAGAAUAUGCUGUCAAAUUGAUUCAGAAAAAUAAGUCAACUGUUGACGAAAUGGGAGAUGAAAUGGCUAAAGUUUUACUUCAUAUUAGUCCUACCACAGAAGAAGGUGAAAUUCAUGUAUUUCAGGCUCUUGUUGCUUUAAUAGUGGUAUCACCUGCUAAAGUGACAAAAUAUAUGACAAGUCAAGUUUACGAAUAUAAUUAUACUAUAGAGAAACGCUUGCUGAUGUUGCACGCUCUCUCAGCAGCAGCCAAGUCAUUGGCCUUCCCUGAACCAGCAAAAGCUAUAGAGGACACCUCCAAAUCCAAAAAAAACACUUUGCAAUCGAAUGUUACAGAUUGUAGAGCACUUGUUGCGAAUAGAUUAGAGGCGAAAACUCGUCGUUGGGGAUCGAAAGCAAAACAAUGUGACGUGAGAGAAAACAAAUUAUCUUCGAGUGUAUCUCUAUUUUUUUAUCCUCUUUUAACCGGGCUUGAUGUUAGAAGAUCUUAUCUUGACUUAUUAGGAAAAGAUCAUAUCGUUUUAACCAGAGUCAUCUAUACCAUAUCGAGUAUUGUCAAUGUUGCAAGGAAUGUUGUAACGUCGGAUAAAAUGUGUAUUGACUUGCUGGAAGUGAUAUGGUUGUUAAGGUGGCACGAAGAACCAAGUGUCAAACAAGCUCUUUUAUACGGCUUAUGCGUUAUUGCAUCAGCUUUGAAUCCUAAUAAUUUACUGACAAUUGUAAAUGCUACAGACGUAAUGGAGUGGUUGAAAAAAGUUAUGAAUGAAGAUUCGGAUAAGGAAUGUCGGGAGAGAGCUUCAACAUCAUUCUGCUUAUUUGCCAAAUCCUUCAAAGAGAAUGCUUCUACAUGA